Gadus macrocephalus (Pacific cod) is the source of this 3917-nucleotide messenger RNA. Its product is annotated as myomesin-1-like. Gene Ontology annotation, molecular function: protein binding. The record is from RefSeq and is a predicted model, not a curated record. NCBI's taxonomy places the organism in Eukaryota, Metazoa, Chordata, Actinopteri, Gadiformes, Gadidae.
UUUGCCUCCAUAGUGGGCGUGGUCCCUGGGGAGCCCAGCGAAGUGGUGGUCACUGAGGCCACCAAGAGCUACGUGGUCCUGGGCUGGAAGCCCCCCGUCCAGCGGGGUCACGAGGGGUCAUGUACUACAUCGAGAGGUGAGAGGAAAUGCGUUGCAGGAACCGACCAGUGGCAGCGUGUGAACACGGGGAUGCCGGUGAAGUCUCCGCGCUACGCCCUGUUCGACCUGGAGGAGAGCGAGUCCUACAGCUUCCGCGUGCGCUGCUGUAACUCGGCCGGCGUGAGCGAGGCCUCCGGGUCCACCAGCAACAUCACCGUGGGAGACAAGCUGGAACUGCCCUCCUCCCCUGGCGCGGUGACGGUCACCAGGAACUGCGCCACCUCCAUCGUGGUGUCGUGGGCGGCCUCCAGGGAGGUGAAGCCUGUGGGCUACUACAUCGAGUACAGCGUGGUGGGCAGUGAGGCCUGGGUGCCCAGCAACAACAAGCCCGUCAAGAGCACCAGGUUCGUGUGCCAUGGCCUGACUACCGGUGAGAAGUAUGUGUUCAAGGUGAAGGCCGUGAACGCUGCAGGUUACAGCAACAGCUCCCCUCUAUCUGACCCUGUCCUGGUCAAGGCUGCCCUGUCCUGGAAGCCCUCUGCGGUGACCCUGGUUGAGGCUGCCAAGGACUACAUGGUGCUGAGCUGGAGCGCGCCGGCCUCCGACGGCGGGGCCGAGAUCACGGGCUACUACGUGAACUACAGGACAGUGAAGGGAGAGGUGGUGGGCAAAUGGCACGAGCUGAACUCCAAGGCUGUUAAUGCCACGUCCUACAAGGCCGAGGGCCUGAAGGAGAACCUCUUCUACCAGUUCCAGGUGCGGGCCAUGAACAUGGCGGGUGUGAGCAAGACUUCUCUGGCUGCUAAAGCUCUGGAGUGCAAGGAAUGGACCAUCACUGUUCCAGGCGCUCCUCUCGGCCUCCACGCGCUGGAGGUGCGUGACACCUCCCUGGUGGUGCUCUGGGUCGCCCCGGCGUUCAACGGGCGCUCCCCGGUCAUCGGCUACUACCUGGACAUCAAGGAGGCGGCGGGCGGCGACGGUGCCUGGAGGGCCGUGCACGAGAAGGUCCACCAGAUCAAGUACAUGAAGGUGACCGGUCUGAGUGCUGGUACUUCCUACGUGUUCCGUCUGCGAGCAGAAAAUCUGGCCGGCGUGGGAAAACCAUCAGGUGUCCUCGGCCCAAUUCUGGCCCAGACUCACCCAGGCACCCAUGAGAUCGAGGUGGACGUGGACGACGACGGUGUGAUCUCCAUGAUCUUCCAGUGCUCUGAGAUGGCUCAGGACUCCGAGUUCAUCUGGUCCAAGAACUACAAGAGCAUCACAGACAGCUCCCGCAUCACUGUUGUUACCCAGGGUGGCAAGUCCAGAGCUAUCUUCAACAGCCCCUCCCUGGAGGACCUGGGAACCUUCUCCUGUAUGGUCACCAACACAGAGGGCUUCUCCGCCAGCUACACACUCACCGAGGAAGCUCUCAAUCGCCUUCUGGACAUCAGCCAUGAGCACAAGUUCCCUGUUAUUCCCUUCAAGAAGGAGAUGUCCAUGGACCUGCUGGAGAAGGGCCGCGUGCGCUUCUGGACCCAGGUGGAGAAAUGCACCGCCGCGUGCAAGGUGGAGUACGUGUUCAACAACGCGGCCGUCACGGCAGGACAGAAAUACUCAAUGAACUUCGACCAGAAGACCGGCAUCAUUGAGAUGUUCAUGGACUCCCUGGAGGUCACAGACGAGGGAACGUUCACCUUUAACCUGGUGGACGGCAAGGCCAAGGGAACCACCAGCCUGGUGCUCAUUGGAGACGAGUUCAGAGAGCUCCAGAAGAAGUCUGAAUUUGAGAGGGCUGAAUGGGUCAGGAAACAAGGUCCCCACUUUGUGGAGUACCUCGGUUUCACCGUCACCGAGGAAUGUAAUGUGCUGCUUAAAUGCCAGAUUGGAAACAUCAAACCCGAGACUGAGAUCGAGUGGUACAAGGACAAGGUGAACAUCCACGCCGACGACGAGGACUCCAAGAAAAUCGGGAUGGAGGACGGGCUGUUGACCUUUAACAUCGGAAAGUGCGUUACUAAGCCAGACACAGAGCAAGCAGAAAAGGAGCAAGGAAAACCAAAGAGGCCGGCCGCGGACCUCACCCCAGCCGCCCCAAGACCCAAAAUUUCCAAGAGUGAUUCCGGCGUUUACGAGGUCAAGUUGAGGGACGAGAGAGGCAAAGACACGAGUACAUUCGAUUUGACCGACGCAGGCUACCAGGCUGUUAUGAAUGAAGUCUUUAGGGUUAUCGCCAACUCCUCCACCGGCAUCUCGGUCAUCAGCACUGAGCACGGAAUCGUGCUGUCCUCCAGCGUCAUCUAUUACACCCAUGAGCUGCGUGUCGGGUGGCUCCAAAAAGAGAGCAAGAUAACCAGCUCUACCAGGCAAGAGUGUGGAGUCACAGGGGAGCAGCUUUGGCUGAAGAUCAACGAGCCCACAGAGAAGGACAAGGGCAAGUACACCAUAGACAUCUUCGACGGCAAGGAUGGACUCAAGAGGGUCUUCGACCUGUCUGGCCAAGCAUGGCAAGAGGCAUUUGAAGAAUUCCAGAGGCUGAAGGCGGCUGCGAUUGCAGAAAGAAACCGCGCUCGUGUCGUUGGAGGCCUGCCAGAUGUGGUUGCGAUCCAGCAGGGCAAGUCCCUGAACCUGACUGGCAACGUGUGGGGCGACCCGGCCCCCACGGUCUGCUGGAUGAAGAACGACAAGGAACUGGUGACGGAUGACCGCUACACGCUCAAGUUCGAGAACGGGAAGUACGCCAGCAUCACCAUCGCCGGGGUGACCACCGCCGACUCAGGCAAAUACGCCCUGCGGGUCAGCAACAAGUACGGCACGGAGAACGGCGAUUUCACCGUCAGCGUGUACACCCCCGAGGACGAGGACAAGAAGGAGUGAAGUGAUGAUGGGGUUCUUAUGUUAGGAGUGGGAGGGGAGUGAGAGAGAGAGAGAGAGAGAGAGAGAGAGAGAGAGAGAGAGAGAGAGAGAGAGAGAGAGAGAGAGAGAGAGAGAGUGAAGUGGGACAGGGCUAUCUCUGAAAGUCGUUCACCCCAGUGCAAAAUAAGUACAGCUGAAGCAGUCUGAAUAAAAGAUGACAGGGAGAAAGUUACAACGCUUCCCUCUGCCUUUUUCCUGCACAGGGCUAAAAACAACAACCUAGAAAGCCCUGGGGGAGUGUUGCUCUUCACAGAAUGAAGCUCAGAUUAUGUAAUAGGGGAAUAUCUAUGUUGCUUAACAUGUCUUUUCUGUUUUUUGUUGCUUUUGGUCUUCAGAUAGUACAAAAAAGCCAAUCGGUAGACAAUCACUGUUUAGCAAAAGGAAAAACACCUAAUAAUCAAAACAUAGUUUUGAAUAACUUCCUAAAUUGUUAAAGUCUAUGCUCUCUCACACCAAGGCACCGCUGAGGUUAUGGUGUUGAUGUAAUUUAGUGUUUUUUUGGUUAUUGCUUUGCAAAUAUAAAACUCACCUAUAGACAAAAAUAAAUUCAUAAUAAUAAUCAUUGUAAACCAUGAAUGGAACCCAUUUCCUGUAUUAUUAGUGCGCUAUUUUGUCACUCUGCGUUUAAGUGACGUCAUGUAUGUAAGGCGAGGGCUCAAGUCAUUCGUCAGGAGGAGUCGAAAGAGAACAGGAAGAAAAGGUCGUGCAAUGUGGACAUGUGAACACUAAUCUGUCUGGGCAUAUGUUGCAUACUUCUGAUCGUGUGUACACACUGUAGAGAUCGAUAUACAAGCAUGACACUCAACGAAUGUAUUUACAAGUGUACGGGGAAAGAAAUUAAAAAACUUUCAAAUAAUGACUGCCCUCCAGAAUGGCUUGAGACCGAAAAUAAAUGUAUUCUCCAAUAAAGAAAGUUGACCUGG